Penicillium cosmopolitanum is the source of this 258-nucleotide messenger RNA. RefSeq lists its product as uncharacterized. The transcript has 2 exons. Bases 1 to 258 code for a protein of 85 amino acids. Lineage: Eukaryota; Fungi; Ascomycota; Eurotiomycetes; Eurotiales; Aspergillaceae. The record is from RefSeq and is a predicted model, not a curated record.
AUGAAUGACCAAAUGCCUCCCCCAUCUGCUACCCUCCAAGGUAACUCUGAACGAUUGCUUCAAUCAUCGGUCGAAUGGGGCCAGUCGCCCAGAAAUGGGCAUCGCAUUGACCAAUCUGAUCGCACCCGAUAUUCUACCCAAGAUACCGACAUUAUGCAUUCGACACUCAAUGGCUCUCACGAUACCAUCCUCAGCCCUUCAAAUGCUGCUGGGAGGGAUGCACAAACCGUGGAGGGUUCUCCAAUAAAGCAGUCCUGA